CUACAAAUUUACAAAUUAAUUGAUAAUUUAAAGCAUGCAAAGAUGUCUUCCUUUUCAAAAGACCGCCAUUUAAGAAUUUAACAGAGCUAGGUAGGGUAACUUUAAGUUGAUGAAUAUAACUGGCACGCAUGAUUCAGAUUUUCAAGAGAGAUUAAAUAGCAGGUAUGGUAUCCAAACACCCAUUAAAUCAAAAGAUAAGAACCAACCUUCAGAUUCAUGCAAUUCAAAACUAUAUAUAAACCCAUCCACAAGGCAAAUUCAAGAACAUAACCACAACAAUUCACAAAAAAAUGGCAAUAAAUUCAAAAAAGAUUGCAUUGUUUUGCAUGGUGGCAGUUUUUUCAGUUGUGGGUUGUCAUGCAACACUGCAGCAAGAUGAGCAGGAUUGUGCAGACCAACUAACUAAUCUGGCUUCUUGCAUCCCUUACGUGAGUGGUUCUGCUGCUAAACCAACACCAGAAUGCUGCCAGAACACUAAAAAAGUGAAGGCUAACAAACCUAAGUGUUUGUGUGUUCUUAUCAUAGAGAGUACUGAUCCUUCUAUGGGUCUGCCUGUGAAUACCACUCUUGCUCUUCAAAUGGCUUCUGCUUGCGAUAUUGAUGCCAAAGUCUCCGAUUGCCCCUCUAUACUGAACCUUCCAGCAGACUUAGCAAAUGCAAAGAUAUUCAAAGAAGCAGGAACAUCAGAUUCAACUGCCACAACUACCACAUCAUCAUCAACAGAUUCUCAGCCAACUCCGUCGUCUGGAUCAUCAUCUUCAACCUCUACUGAUUCCACAUCAAACACUGGUUCAAAAACUGCUUCAAGCACCACCAACAAUGCCGCCACCAAGAAAAUAUCAUGCAUGGGAGGGAUAAUAAUAAUGGCUUUUGCUGCCCUUAUGUUCCUUAAUUAGGCUGCCAUUUGCAACUACCUAGUACUACUUUAGCAUGCCAUGGCAUAGAUUUAUUUAUGCAUGGAUUCAUAAAUUAGAGGAUGAUUUUGGUUACUUUUUCUAAUUAUUUGUAUUGAUUUAAGUACUUCUCUUUGAAAUUCCACAACUAUUGAAUAAUAUCUAAUGGGCUUAAAUAUCAAUUUGCC
This is a messenger RNA of Mercurialis annua (annual mercury), 1081 nucleotides long. Its product is annotated as non-specific lipid transfer protein GPI-anchored 14-like. The transcript has 2 exons. NCBI's taxonomy places the organism in Eukaryota, Viridiplantae, Streptophyta, Magnoliopsida, Malpighiales, Euphorbiaceae. The record is from RefSeq and is a predicted model, not a curated record. The coding region runs from base 291 to 896 and encodes 201 amino acids.